CUCGUCGAUUUAAAAUCCGAACGUAAACCCAAAUAUAGUACGAGUGAUACUGCCGUAAAUGGAGAAGAAAAAUUAGGUGAUGUUUCUGGAGCCUCAAGGAGUAGCAAAGAGGGUUCUCCGGUUAAAGAUUUGUCAGAAGAUAAAUCAUCAUCUAAAAAGGAUAAAAAGAAGAAAGGAAUACGGACACCAUCUUUCUUGAAGAAGAAGAAGCACAAGAAAGAAAAAGAAUUGGCUUAACUUUCUAACAAUUUUAUUUGACAACAAAGAUAUACAAACAUACAAAAUGGAACUGGUGAAAAUUGUGUAACCCUUUUAGUUGUUGACAGGAUAAUCACGAGAUUACCGUACGAUUAUUACCUUACGAGUUGUGAUUCACGGCAGCUUUCGGCUUAUUGCACAAUUAAGCUAAUGUUCGAGUGACAAUUGCUAUUAAUUGUUAUGGAGCCCUUCCUAAUUCCCGGUCCUUUGGUGUAACAUAUACACAUCAAUUUCAUCAGCUGUACAACCACUUCCCUCUGCGACACAUUUAUCAAUCAACUCAUGAAUCACAUUUUGAUGAUGUUUAGGUCUCAAAAUAAUCUCUUUUUUCUCCCCAAAUUAUGGUAAUAACUUUAGUUGACAUUUCAACGAUGUUCAUUCGCGUCGGAAUAUAACUUUCAAUUGGACAGCUUACUUUUCAACACGAAUGGUGAUUAAAUUAUCUUCAACGCUCUUGCAAAUCUAUACCAACAAUUUUCCAACAACAAUGUCAAUUGUCUCACCGAAAAUUCUGUACUUUCCGGCAGCAUAAAUAAUGAUCUGCGUAUUUUAUCCGCUAAAAUAAAGUACGGCAGGAUUUUUGGCACCUGUAACUAGCUUCCCCAUUUCAAUGUCUGCAAAUUAAAAUUGAAAUUUUAAAUA
This is a messenger RNA of Tetranychus urticae (two-spotted spider mite), 900 nucleotides long. The record is from RefSeq and is a predicted model, not a curated record. NCBI's taxonomy places the organism in Eukaryota, Metazoa, Arthropoda, Arachnida, Trombidiformes, Tetranychidae.